UUAAAGUAAAAUAAAAGGAAAAGGAAUAAGAAAAAGAAUUUUAUCACUGGUCGUAAAACAUCGCGCAGGCGCAGGGAGCAUUUUCUACAGCUCUCCUCUUUUUUCCGUCUCUUUUCCGGUCGGCGCUGCAGCUCUCAACCAACCUCAGGCGGCUCUGCCCCGGCCAAUUGAACCCACGAUGGCUUGGGUAGCAUUUAUUCUCACCAUCCUCUCCUCCGCCGCCGCCUUCACACCGCUCUAUACCCCAUCGCGUGGUGAUCCAAUCAUUUCACUCAAUCGCUUUAGUAACAGCAGUACCGCCAUGUUUCUACCUCUGUUCUUCAACAGCCCCGAGGACCGCCGCCACAGGGAGGGGUUUUAUUCCCGGCGCCACCUCCUCGGCCGCAGCGCCCGCAUGCCUCUCCACGAUGAUCUCCUCCUCAACGGGUAUUACACGACUCGUCUGUGGAUCGGGUCUCCGCCGCAGAGAUUUGCUUUGAUAGUGGAUACCGGCAGCACCGUGACGUAUGUUCCGUGCUCCACUUGCGAACAGUGUGGCAAGCAUCAGGAUCCAAGGUUUAAACCAGAUUUGUCAAGCACCUACCAACCUGUCAAGUGCAACAUUGACUGUGCUUGUGAUAGUGCCAGAGAGCAAUGUAUUUAUGAAAGACAAUAUGCAGAAAUGAGUUCUAGCAGUGGGGUAUUGGGUGAGGAUAUUGUGUCUUUUGGAAACCAAAGUGAACUAGAGCCACAACGGGCUGUUUUUGGUUGUGAGAAUAUGGAAACAGGUGACCUUUACAGUCAGCAUGCUGAUGGUAUAAUGGGUCUAGGUCGAGGGGAUCUUAGUAUUGUGGAUCAACUUGUUGAGAAGGGUGUAAUUAGUGAUUCAUUUUCCCUUUGCUAUGGCGGAAUGGAUGUGGGUGGUGGGGCAAUGGUUCUUGGAGGAAUAUCAUCUCCUGCUGAUAUGGUUUUUGCCCAUUCAGACCCUGUGCGCAGUCCAUAUUACAAUAUCGAGCUGAAGGAGAUACAUAUUGCUGGAAAGAAGCUCUCUCUUAGUCCCAGGAUUUUUGAUGGUAAACAUGGAACUGUUUUGGAUAGUGGCACAACAUAUGCAUACUUUCCGGAGGAGGCAUUUAAAGCAUUCAAAAAUGCCAUAUUUAAGGAAGUCCAUACCCUAAAGAGAAUACAAGGUCCAGAUCCUAAUUACAAUGAUAUCUGUUUCUCAGGUGCUGGAAGUGAUGUUUCGCAACUCUCGAAUGUCUUUCCGUCUGUUGAAAUGGUGUUUGACCACGGACAGAAGGUCUUGUUGUCCCCUGAAAAUUACUUGUUCAGACAUUCAAAGGUGCAUGGUGCUUACUGCCUUGGAAUUUUUCAGAAUGGAAAAGAUCCAACCACACUCUUGGGAGGUAUUGUUGUUCGGAAUACUCUUGUAACCUAUGACCGUGAACAUGAAAAGAUUGGUUUCUGGAAAACUAACUGCUCUGAAUUAUGGGAGAGACUUCACCCAUCCACUGCCCCUCCCCCGCCACCUUCUGGCACAGAUGAAGUGAACUCAACCAUGGAUAUGAGCCCUUCGGUGGUUCCUGCUGAGCCUUCGCCGCCCAUAGGUCCAGGGGAAAUCAAAAUAGGUUUAAUAACCUUUUAUAUGUUAUUGGCCGUGAAGUACCCAGUGUUAAAGCCUCAUAUCCCAGAACUUGCUCUGUCUAUUGCGAAGGAGUUAGAUGUUAAUGCUUCUCAGGUCCAACUUAUGAAUGUUACUUCACGAGAUAAUGAUACGCUUAUAAGAUGGGCUGUUCUCCCUGCAGCAUCUGCUGAUUUUAUUUCUAAUGCUACCGCCACAGACAUGCAUACAUGCCGCGUCAAUUGGAAUAAUUUAGCAGUCUCAGAAAUAGAAAGUGGACAAAAUACUUCCCUUCUCUGUAAUGUGAAGCUAAUGACCUGUAGGACUUGGUGGCGAAAGCAUUAUUUGGCUGUAGUUUGGGCAUUCAUUGUUUUGAUUGUAGCUGGAUUAUUGGCAUCUGGAGCAUGGGUCAUUUGGAGGAGGAACAAAUCAGUACUGGCAUACAAACCUGUUGAUUCUGUUGUUGCCGAGCAAGAACUCCAGCCUUUACAGAACUAACCGAAAAGUAAUUGCAUCACUCGAUUCAAGUUGCUGUCUUGUUAGAAGUAGCCUCGUUUGUAGUGCAAUUAUAGGUUAAAAAAAUUUUGAGCUUAGGCAUUUGUGAUGAGGUUGCCAGAUAUUGACUGCAAUAUGAAAAGUAGAAUCUCACUUCAGCACACAGCACUUUGAAGAGAAAGUCUUAAUUUUAUAUUUUCGAAAACCAUACUCGUUUGCCAUUGAGAAGGGCGGUGCGGAAAGCCUUGUAGAGAAUUACAGUGUUGGUGAAUAAGAAAUGCGUUUCAAUUUUUUCUUUUGGCUUCGCAUGAUUUA
Molecule: messenger RNA, 2410 nt
Organism: Striga asiatica
Lineage: Eukaryota; Viridiplantae; Streptophyta; Magnoliopsida; Lamiales; Orobanchaceae
Source: the annotation of a GenBank genome assembly